AUGGUCGCCCGAACAUCAAGCGGAAGAGGAGCAAGAAACAGCAGCGGUAGCGCAGGUGUUAUUAGCAGCGGAAGACUCGUUAGCACCAGCAGCAAGGAUCGCAACCAUGGCAAACCACAACCGCAGCCUUUGUCUACGGUAGUCAACAACAGCAGCAACACCAAUUCUGGAGCAGAAUCAGCGACGAGCUUUAGCCAUUAUCCCAAGAUUGAUAAUGCUAUCUUGACUAUGAAAUCGGCUCUUGGACGAUUCACACGUGCCAAUGAUCGCCGUAUGGUGCUAAGGACUCUCAAGGAAGUCAAGUACUUGAAGGCUUUGCCCAUUGAUCCACGUCCGCCUCCCAUGGUGGAUCUGGAAGAACUAGAAUUGGAAGUUGCCAAGGAAAGUCUCGUCUUGAAUGGACAAGCAUUUCAUCCUUCUGUCAUUGGUGUUGGCAACGAUGCAAGUGCUAAUGCUAGCAUGAUAUCCUCUCUGGCCGUGACGUUGUCUCCCGAUACUCUGUACUAUGAUCUCUUGUGUCGUCUCGCCCGUACCAUCACUUCCUCCGACUGCUAUGCCAAGCUUAAUGAAAUUCUAGGAAGUCAUGAACUCAACUUGAUGAAUGCCAGCGCCGAACGCAAACCCAAAAUCAAAAAGGGCAAACCUGGUUUUGUCAGUGACACUCCGCCUAUUGAGAUCAACAUCUUUGAGGAAGGCGGCAACAUUCAUGCGCACAUUGUGACUACGUUGGGAUUUGGUUUGUACCGCAAACUGGACGUCAACACAGGACGACCCUGGAUCAAAAUGCAGGUGGAACUCAACGAACGCAUGAACUUUUCAUCUGGCAGUCAGGUCCGGCAUAUCACCAUUCAUUGGCCCGAUAUGUACGUCUAA
This is a messenger RNA of Seminavis robusta, 873 nucleotides long. The record is from the annotation of a GenBank genome assembly. Lineage: Eukaryota; Bacillariophyta; Bacillariophyceae; Naviculales; Naviculaceae.